Molecule: messenger RNA, 693 nt
Organism: Cyclospora cayetanensis
Lineage: Eukaryota; Apicomplexa; Conoidasida; Eucoccidiorida; Eimeriidae
Product: centrosomal and chromosomal factor-like
Exons: 5
Coding region: 1-693 (230 amino acids)
Biological process (GO): nuclear-transcribed mRNA catabolic process, deadenylation-dependent decay
Cellular component (GO): CCR4-NOT core complex; P-body
Molecular function (GO): molecular adaptor activity
Source: RefSeq, a predicted model, not a curated record
AUGGUGGCCUCUUUGGCUGGUUCUCUGGCUCUUGUGACGUGUAGGGAGCCGCUUAGAGUCUCUCUUACGCAGCAUCUGCGGCAGCUCCUGCAGCCCGCGAAUGCCAAAGACGAUGCUGACCAGGUGCUCAUAGAACAGGUGGUACAGGUGGUGGGGUCGGACAAUCUGGAUCUCGGCUGUGCAUUGAUAGAACAGGCCGUGGUGGAGAAAGUUCUCAGAGAUGUGGAAUUACUGCAAGUGUACAAGGAUUUCAUGGCGCUAGGGACCCUCCGCAAGAUGCAGCAGUCUGCUGCUGCCGCCGCUGCAGCACAGCAGCAGCAGCAGCAUCAACAGCAGCAGCAGCACCAUCAGCAGCAGCAGCCACCGCACCAGCAGGGAGCACUCACUGCUGCUGCCUCGCAAGGGGUAUCCGCCGCAGGAAGCCUUAUGCGGCAGCAACAGCAGCAGCAGCAGCCCUCCUUCGCUGCCUCUGCUGCUGCCGCCAGGGCUUUGCAGCAGCAGCAGCAGCAGCAGCAGCUGGACCUCUCAAAGCUUCGAGGCAUCACCGCUGCACACGAUGCAGAACUGCAACAGCAACAGCAAAAGCUGCUGCUGACAAGGGGCCUGGCGACAACUUCACCAGCCGCAGCAGCCGCUGCUGCUGCAGCAGCGGCGGCUGCAGCGGUGUUUAUGUUGAUGGGUGUUCAUGUUUAG